Corticium candelabrum is the source of this 830-nucleotide messenger RNA. RefSeq names its product citrate synthase, mitochondrial-like. Bases 89 to 409 code for a protein of 106 amino acids. The transcript is spliced from 6 exons. Lineage: Eukaryota; Metazoa; Porifera; Homoscleromorpha; Homosclerophorida; Plakinidae. Gene Ontology annotation, biological process: carbohydrate metabolic process; tricarboxylic acid cycle. Gene Ontology annotation, cellular component: mitochondrial matrix. The record is from RefSeq and is a predicted model, not a curated record.
UGGAUAUUUCCUUUAGCGCGCUUCGUGCUAUGACACCACUUCCUUACUGCGCAAGCGUAGAUAUUCUACUCUGCUGUUUACUCUUACGAUGGCUGUACUCCAGAGCCUAAACGUGUGUUCUAGAUUACUUAGAACGCACAGGAUUCAAUGGAUAUCGAGACUGUCGUCUUCACUUAGCCUCAGGGAGACGCUAGAAAGGAUAAUUUCUGAGAAACAGGAAGAAGUGAAAUCGUUUAGAGCUGCGAGUAAAGAGAAAGUAAUAGGCCAGAUAACCGUUGACCAGUUGUACGGUGGCAUGCGAGGUAUGAAGGCAAUGCUGUGUGAGACUUCAGUGCUUGAUCCAGAUGAAGGUAUUCGAUUCCGUGGCUACAGCAUCCCCGAGUGCCAGAAGCUUUUGCCCAAAAGCUAAGGGAGGAGAAGAACCAUUGCCGGAAGGUCUGUUCUGGCUGCUGUUGACUGGAGAGAUUCCAACGGAAAACCAGAAGAGUCCACAAGCAGGCAAAGGAGAUUCUAUUCGUAAUGUAAUCUAACUUUCACAGUAAAGACUUGGGCUACAGAACAGGAUCAAGUCUGAAAUAGCAUCAGCAACAAUUUUUAAUUGCUAUUAGUGAAGUACUCUUUACUAGUCAUUAGUCAAGCAUUUAUCAAUUGAAUUUAUAAUGAUGGAGCAACUGCGAAAUCUGGCAAGGCAAUGCCAUAUUUAUUUAUUGCUGAUAACACUGUUGUUAGAGAUAGACAAAUAUUAUUCAUAGCUUGCAUGUUGAUAACUUGCAUUUUUGACUUUUUGGUUGUGGAGUUGUGUGAAAACCAUUUCAAUAUAUUUCAUUCAC